Botrytis fragariae is the source of this 2574-nucleotide messenger RNA. RefSeq names its product putative ubiquitin ligase subunit protein. Gene Ontology annotation, cellular component: Cul4-RING E3 ubiquitin ligase complex. Gene Ontology annotation, biological process: ubiquitin-dependent protein catabolic process; DNA damage response; protein ubiquitination. The coding region runs from base 1 to 2574 and encodes 857 amino acids. The record is from RefSeq and is a predicted model, not a curated record. The transcript has 4 exons. NCBI's taxonomy places the organism in Eukaryota, Fungi, Ascomycota, Leotiomycetes, Helotiales, Sclerotiniaceae. Gene Ontology annotation, molecular function: ubiquitin protein ligase binding.
AUGUGGCCUUCACACGAUCGUGCAGUUGAUCUCUCCUCGACAUCCUCCAAUUCGUCCGCCAAAAGAAAACAUCGCGAUUCUCAAGGUCCAGAUUCAAACUCCGCGAACACGCCCCCCGGUACAUCUAAGGUUGAUUAUCAUUCUUCGAAAAAGCUAAGGUCAAUUUCAUCAUCAAAAAGUCCAGGUUUACAGUCCAACAUGAACAAGACAAUGGGAUUUUCGCGUCCAGGGGUGGUAGAUUUGACGAGGCCAUCGAAUUUUCAACCGCAUACUGGAGCGAAGAGAUUGGUGAUUAAGAACCUCAGGAUAAGUUCUCCGAAUGAUGGAGAGCAGUAUUUCAAGAAGACCUGGAACGAGUUAGAUAAUGCUUUGACAUCAGUAUUUAGCAACAAGCAGCCAGUAACACCAUUGGAAGUUCUAUGUCGUGGAGUCGAAUCGAUUUGUCGGCGUGGAAAAGAUAAGGCGGAUCAACUAUACAGACAUCUAGAACUGCAUUGUCACACACACAUCAAGGAUGGACUCUUACCAGCUAUUUUAAGCAAAGGAGAUUCCAGCUCGGUAGAAACUCUGCGAGCUGUUGAGACUGUGUGGGGGGUAUGGAGAACCCAAUUGAUUCUAUUGAGAUCCAUAUUCAGCUAUCUUGACAGAUCAUAUCUGCUGAACUCGAAGACACUUCCGCAACUCGAAGACAUGGGUAUACGACAAUUCCGCCAAAUUGUGUUUUUAAAAGGAAAGGAGAUCAGCAAAACAGGAGCACAAGCUAUACUGGGGAUAUGUGAACUGGUAGAGUAUGAUAGGAAGUCUUUAGAUUUGUUUGAUUCAGCCCUUCUCCGAGCUUCCAUCGCCACAAUUCACAUACUUGGUAUAUACACAAGCCUUUUCGAGGAACGAUUUCAAGAGCUUUCUUCAGCCUACCUCGAGAAUUUUGCAUCAGAACGGAGCUCUUCGCCACUAAGAGAAUAUAUCUCUUCUUGCGACGACCUGUUACGACGAGAAAGUCUCCGUUGCGAUACAUACAACUUUGACAGCACUACCAAAAAAACAUUGCUUGACACCGCUCACGAUAUUUUGGUCCGCAAACGCGCCGACGUCCUCCUAGAAACAGUAGCUGUAUCUAAGCUCUUGGACGACAAAGAAAUGACACCACUGAAAUCUUUGUACCAGCUAUUGAGACUUUCGGAUAUCCAGGCACAGCUCAAAAAGCCUUUCGCCCAUUAUAUAAAAUCUGUUGGAUCAUCUAUUGCAAUGGAUAAAGAAAGGGGCGAUGAGAUGGUUGUUCGCCUGCUCGAACUGAAACGGUCAUUGGAUACUGUCAUCCGUGAUGCCUUCAACAAGGAUGGGACGUUUACUUUCUGUCUUCGGGAUGCAUUUGGACAAUUCAUAAAUGACCGCCAAGUUGCCAAGGCAUGGGGUACAGAUACCUCUAAAGUUGGGGAAAUGAUUGCGAAAUACAUGGAUGGUUUACUGCGUGGGGGACUUAAGGCUGUACCUCGUUCUCUGGUAUCUGAUGUCACAGAUCGCAAUGAGGCUGAGAAGAAUGGACAAGCUAGUACCGGGGAUGAGGAUGCAGAAUUGGACCGUCAACUAGAACAAGGUCUUGAGCUGUUCCGUUUCAUUGAAGGGAAAGACGUAUUUGAAGCUUUUUACAAGAAAGAUCUGGCACGUCGCUUGUUGAUGGCACGCAGUGCAAGUCAAGAUGCUGAGAGGAAUAUGCUUGCUAAGUUAAGAGGUGAAUGUGGUAACAGCUUCACGCAUAAUCUCGAACAGAUGUUUAAAGAUCAAGAUAUCUCUCGGGAUGAAAUGAUCUCAUAUAAGCAGUCUCUAAGCAAUACAAGCAAGACAACACUGGAUCUACAAGUUAGUGUCCUCUCGUCUGCUGCUUGGCCAACUUAUCCGGAUAUCGAAGUCAAUCUUCCUGCCGAAGUUGCGAGACAUAUUGAAAAGUACGACCGGCAUUAUAAGCACAAACACAGUGGGCGCCGACUGACUUGGAAGCAUUCUCUAGCACAUAGCGUUGUCAAAGCAACGUUCAAAAAAAGUGUUAAGGAACUCCUUGUUAGUGGUUUCCAAGCUAUAGUACUUGUUCUUUUCAACGAUCUUGAAGAUGGCGGUCACCUUUCCUACAAGGAUAUCUCUAAAGCAACAGGUCUCGUUGACGUUGAACUAAAACGAACCCUCCAGUCGCUUGCAUGCGCCAAAAUUCGGCCCUUGGCUAAAUAUCCUAAAGGCAGAGAUAUCAACGAUACUGACACUUUUACCAUCAAUCUCAAUUUCUCAGAUCCAAAAUAUAGAAUCAAGAUUAACCAAAUUCAAUUGAAAGAGACCAAGGAGGAAAACAAAGAAACGCAUGAGAGAGUUAUUCAAGAUAGAAGUUUUGAAACCCAGGCUGCGAUUGUUAGAAUCAUGAAGUCUAGAAAGACGAUGACGCAUCAAAAUUUGGUGGCGGAGGUUAUUAAUCAAACUAAAGGGAGAGGUGCUGUAGAGCCGGCGGAGAUCAAGAAGCACAUUGAGAAAUUAAUUGAAAAGGAUUAUAUCGAGCGAGAAGACGGCGGUCUUUAUACAUACCUGGCAUAA